Grosmannia clavigera kw1407 is the source of this 1224-nucleotide messenger RNA. Its product is annotated as pfs domain containing protein. The transcript is spliced from 2 exons. Bases 1 to 1224 code for a protein of 407 amino acids. The record is from RefSeq and is a predicted model, not a curated record. Lineage: Eukaryota; Fungi; Ascomycota; Sordariomycetes; Ophiostomatales; Ophiostomataceae.
AUGCGUCUUGCUCAGGCCUCCAAGUAUGCCCGCAAAGCACUGGCCUUGCUGCCCAGCGAUGAGAGCCUGUGGAAGACUCUUGCAAAAGAUAUAUACACAAUCGUACAAGGCAGCGCCAAAGUUGCUGGUUCUGUUUCGACUCUGGAUCCUUCCAAGCUCCUCGAAGGUCUUGAAACCUGGGCGCAACUACCACAGUUGGUACAGUCCAUCAUAGACGUUGUCGACCGGCUUUCAAGUCUGAGAGCUGGUUUUAAAUCCGUUUUCAACAAUGGAAAAGGCGUAAAGAAGCCACCUCGGUGGUACUUUGCACUUCGCUACACCGACAUGAUGCUUCAGAAUAACUGCCCCAAGCUACUCAAGUCCCUUCUUAGGAUCCGGAACUCAGAUUCGUCUCCCUUGGGCUGGGGCAGCCGCCAAUUUCGCACCACAAUUGACAUCAUAGAAGUUCCAGCCGAUGAAGGUCGAGGCGGCCUUGUGAACAAAGCUUGGAUGAGCUGUUCCCAGGCACACAUAUUCUAUGCGGACCAUGCAAUACAGCUUCGGUACGAGCACAAGGCUCUGGGCCUGCUCAAAAUAAAACGGUUCAAUGGAGACAGCUUGCUCAUGGACAAGUGCUAUAUCAACCUGUCUAUUGUGCAAUCGAGCGAUGCGCAGAAGGCAGAGAGCACUGACUUCCCAAUUUCAAUCUCUAGGCGCUGGGGUAUCAGCGGUGCUCCGGAAGCAGAACAGAUGUCGUUGUCCAAUAUUUUCAUAAAAACAAAGAAAUCAUCAUCUGCUGUCAUGCAAAGACAAGGAUCUCUGGAUCGCAGGCGAAUUCUCAUUCGUGGACAGGCUGGCGUGGGUAAGAGUACGCUCUGCAAAAAAAUGGUCUACGACUUCAUACAUGAAGGGAUGUGGAAUGAUGUUAUUGACCGCAAUAUUUGGAUCCCGCUGCGAGAGCUUGAAAGCAAUGGGAAUGUUCAGCCACAGGUUCAGCAGCUGCUUGGAGUUAAAUACUUCAGUGGGGCGCGCGACGGGCAUAUUCUUGCUAAAGCCUUUUUCGAGACAUCUCAUGCCGACCCAAACAAGACAUUUUUCAUCCUAGAUGGUCUCGACGAGGUGUACAGCGAAGUUGAUGGCAGAAACGAGUUGUUGCUGAAGCUUUUGAACCGACCGCUGGCUAUAAUAACAUCCCGUCCAUCCGGCAUCAAACGAACUCAUAUUAAAGAUAUCGAUUUGGAAUAG